AUGAGGCCGCACAUCGAUCGACAUCACGAUCGCGAUCCCUGGGGUGCGACCCCUCUCUAUCACGCCAUCUACAACGAUCAUCCGGGCGUUGUCAGCAUCCUACUACUCAGCAAGGGAGCGAGUGCUUCAGCGACCAACGAUGACGGCAAUACCGCGUUGCGUUUUUCGGUCUUCAAGAGAAACCCGGUCGUGACCAAAAUGUUGCUCAAGGCAGGGGCAAGCGUAGCAGUCCUGGGUGCUCAGGGUGCCACACCUCUUCACGUCGCAGCAGGGGAAGGGCAGUUGGAGGUGGUGAAAGAGCUGAUGCACGCAGCCGCUGACGUAAACAGCCGCAUGCCCACCGGAGAGACACCGUUGUACGGUGCAGCGUGGGCGGGUUGGGUAGACGAUGUCAAGGAACUGCUCCGCGCGAAGGCCAACCCUUUGCUGACUAGAGCGAGUUUGGCCGGGCAGCACCUUCCCUUGGAUACAGCUGCUCAGAACGGGCGCUUAGGAGUUACACUCGAGCUGCUUCAGAGGUUCGGGAUCCGGGGCUGUGGCGGUGCAAGCGGUGGCGUGACAACUUUGCAUUGCCCUGGUCGGGCCACCAGCUUUGGCCACAUGGAUGUUGUGAACUUCCUAUUGCUGCAGCAGAACGGGACGCCUUCAGGAAAAUCCGUGUACGUGGUGCGGUUGCUCGUCGACGCUGGAGCGGACACGACAUCGAUCGUUCGCUUCACCAUCCAACCGGGAACAUUGCCAGUCGUAUGCACGCCCAUGUCGGUCGAUACCAACGCCCUGCACCAAAAGGCAGCUUAUGGGACAGCCAUUCCAGACGAGCUGCAGCACCGGCUGGGGCUGAUCCGCCGCUUGCUAUUGCGGGUGGAGGCCGUCCAUGCGACCUCUUGGCUCUGGCAAAAUGGGAUACCCCGUGUUGGGUUGGCUGCGCGUGGUUCUCCUAACCCGAAGACCAAGGCAACCUCGACAACUGGACCACAGCUGAGACCCAUGUUGCCAAUCCUGAGGCGAAGGGCGAAUGGACGAGGCUAG
This is a messenger RNA of Ectocarpus sp. CCAP 1310/34, 1029 nucleotides long. The record is from the annotation of a GenBank genome assembly. NCBI's taxonomy places the organism in Eukaryota, Phaeophyceae, Ectocarpales, Ectocarpaceae.